Molecule: messenger RNA, 5116 nt
Organism: Cheilinus undulatus (humphead wrasse)
Lineage: Eukaryota; Metazoa; Chordata; Actinopteri; Labriformes; Labridae
Gene: slc8a2b
Product: solute carrier family 8 member 2b
Exons: 17
Coding region: 308-3238 (976 amino acids)
Biological process (GO): cell communication; calcium ion import across plasma membrane; sodium ion transmembrane transport
Cellular component (GO): sarcolemma; axon; postsynapse
Molecular function (GO): calcium:sodium antiporter activity
Source: RefSeq, a predicted model, not a curated record
GAGAGGCUGCAGAGACGGAGCGCAGCAGAGACACAGAGGACAGUUCGCUCUCUUCCACUCUAACAUCAGAUACUAUGCUCACUGCUUCGCUCUCGGAUCAUCACUAACACAAGGGCAGCUGAACCCCGACAACCCCAUGACUUUGGUUUGGACUGCCACUGAGUAGGAGCUCUAUGUGGAUCAAGAUUUAAAGCAGGAGCACCUGAGACUAGUGGUGAGCGAUUCGCACCACCCUCAGCUCUACCCAGCGCCCCCUCUCCCUCCAUCCUCUGCUUCCUCUUGCGUCACCAGGGAACCAAACAGCGCCAUGUCUGUCUACGCCUCCUCCUUCCUUCUCCUCCUCCUCCUCUUCCUCCUCCCUCUCCCUCCCUGCCAGGCCGAGUCCCAGCGCAGCGAGCCCAGCACUGACCCCGACCUGCGGGGCCCCUCCCCCUCCAUGUUCCCCUCAUACGUCCCCUCUGUCUCAUACACCUUCAGCAACAUGUCCAGCAAAAAGAAUAAGUGUGAUGAGGAGACGGUAUGUAAACCGGGGAUCCUGCUGCCAGUCUGGCAGCCCAACAGACCUGGACUCGGGGACCAGGUGGCCCGAGCUGUGGUUUACUUCGUGUCCCUCAUGUACAUGUUCCUGGGAGUUUCUAUCAUCGCUGACCGUUUCAUGGCGUCCAUAGAGGUCAUCACAUCACAGGAGAAGGAAGUGACCAUCACCAUGCCUAAUGGGGAAACAUCAGUGGCGACAGUUCGAAUCUGGAACGAGACAGUGUCCAAUCUGACGCUCAUGGCUCUGGGCUCCAGCGCUCCUGAGAUCCUGCUGUCUGUUAUAGAGGUGUGUGGUCAUGAAUUUAAGGCAGGUGAACUUGGACCAGGAACCAUCGUGGGCAGCGCCGCCUUCAACAUGUUUGUGAUCAUCGGGAUCUGUGUGUGGACGAUCCCCAACGGCGAGACCCGCAAGAUCAAACAUCUCCGGGUGUUCUUCAUCACCGCCUUCUGGAGCAUCUUCGCCUACAUCUGGCUCUACCUCAUCCUCUCUGUCAUGACGCCUGGCGUCGUGGAGGUGUGGGAGGCCCUGGUGACCCUGCUCUACUUCCCUGUCUGUGUCAUCCUGGCUUGGAUCGCAGAUCGCCGUCUUCUCUUCUACAAGUACAUGGGCAAGCGUUACCGCGCCGACAAGCGCCACGGCAUCGUCGUGGAAACGGAGGGAGACUUGACACCAAACAAGGGCGGCAUGGAGAUGAUCAUGGAUGGCAAGCUCCCGCCAAGAGGGGGCGCUGUGGUUCCUGCUGAGAACUGUGGGGUCGGAGCUCAGGAUGGGGCGGCGGGUGCUGCAGCCAAUACCAUCGGAAAUCUGCCCAACUCCAACAGCGCCAUGGUGAACGUGGAGAGUAGCAAAGAGCUGGACGAGAGCCGCAAAGAGGUGAUUCGCAUCCUGAAGGAGCUGAAGCAGAAAUAUCCGGACAAAGAGCUGGACCAGCUGGUGGAGCUGGCCAACUACUACGCCCUGCUGCACCAACAGAAGAGCAGAGCCUUCUACCGCAUACAGGCAACUCGUAUGAUGAUCGGAGCCGGUAACGUCCUGAAGAAACACGCAGCUGACCACGCUCGCCGUGCAGUCAUCACAGACGAGGAGGCACCAGAAGAAGAAGACCUUGGGAUCUGCAGUCGCAUCUCAUUUGAGAGCGCUCACAGUCAGUGCAUGGAGAACUGCGGCGUUCUGACACUAACCGUGGUCUGCCAAGGAGGUCUCGGAGAGAACACUUUCUACGUGGACUACAGGACUGAGGACGGUUCUGCCAAUGCAGGUUCAGAUUACGAGUACAGCGAGGGAACGCUGGUGUUCAAACCUGGAGAGACUCAGAAAGAGAUAAAGGUUGGCAUUAUCGAUGACGAUAUCUUUGAAGAGGAUGAGCACUUCUUUGUGCGACUGCUGAAUUUGCGUGUGGGCGAUGCAGAGGGGAUGUUUGAAAGUGAUGAGGUGGGUGCCGCCCCCAAAGCUCGACUGGUUGAACCCCUAGUUGCCACAGUGACCAUCCUGGAUGACGACCAUGCCGGCAUCUUCACGUUCAGCGAGCGUAUGGUGAGGGUGAGCGAGAGUGUGGGUACCAUGGAGGUGACAGUGGUGAGGAACUCAGGUGCUCGCGGAACAGUCAUUCUGCCAUACCACACAGAGUCUGGGACAGCCAAGGCCGGGGAGGAUUACGAGGAUGCCAGGGGGGAGCUGGAGUUCACCAAUGACCAGACAACUCAGACCUUCCAGAUACGGAUCAUUGAUGAUGAAGAGUAUGAGAAGCACGAGAACUUCUUCGUCGUGUUGGAGGAGCCGCGCUGGCUGAAGAGAGGAAUCUCAGCUCUUCUGCUCAGCCAAGACGGGGCGGAGGGCCAGAUGAGUGCUGAGGAGGAGGAGGCCCGCAGGAUAGCCGAGAUGGGGAAGCCAAUCCUGGGAGAGCACAGCCGCCUGGAGGUGGUGAUCGAGGAGUCGUAUGAGUUCAAGAGCACUGUCGACAAGCUCAUUAAGAAGACCAACCUGGCGCUGGUGAUCGGCACACACUCCUGGAGGGAACAAUUUGUGGAGGCAGUCACUGUCAGCGCAGGUGACGGUGACGAAGAUGAGGAGGGUCGUGAGGAGCGUCUUCCAUCUUGUUAUGACUACGUCAUGCAUUUCCUUACUGUCUUCUGGAAGGUUCUGUUCGCCUGCGUCCCACCCACAGAGUACUGGAACGGCUGGGCCUGCUUCUUGGUCUCCAUCAGCGUCAUCGGCCUCCUCACCGCCAUCAUUGGAGAUUUGGCGUCACACUUUGGCUGCACCGUGGGGCUAAAAGACACAGUGACAGCUGUGGUGUUCGUAGCACUGGGAACUUCUAUUCCAGACACGUUUGCCAGCAAAGUCGCGGCCAUUCAGGACCAGCAUGCUGAUGCCUCUGUUGGUAACGUCACCGGUAGCAACGCCGUCAACGUGUUCCUGGGGAUCGGCGUGGCGUGGUCGGUGGCCGCCAUCUACUGGAAAAUUAAAGGGCAACCAUUCACAGUGGAGCCGGGGUCUCUGGCCUUCUCCGUCACACUCUUCACUAUCUUCGCUUUCAUUUGCAUGGCCGUGCUCCUGUUCAGACGCCGGCCCUCCAUCGGCGGGGAGCUGGGCGGUCCGAGGGUGCCCCGUCUCCUCACCACCCUGCUGUUCCUGGGUCUGUGGUUCCUCUACAUCCUCUUCUCCAGCCUGGAGGCUUACUGCCACAUCAGAGGCUUUUAAAAAGGAGAUGCUGCGAGUUCUGGAGGAAUCCUGCACAGCAACACGCACAUCAACACUCAGUCCACACUGACCACAUGAAACAAGUCAAGAUUCAUCUGUUGACAGGGCUCCCUGCAGCCCACAGGAGGAGCAGGGAUCAGAUUCAUGUUCACACACAAACACACACACACUCUUUUGGGCAUGUGUAAACAGAUCAUUACAAACAUGCACGCACCGAUACAGGCAUGAUGAAGGCCAGGGGAAGUUUUCUGAUGGGCGAGGAGAGUGAAAACAAAAGGUUAGAGCAGCAAAUUUAGCAGAGGGAAGAUGGAGCAAGAGAGAAAGUGGUUGUGACAUUUAGAGGUGAGAGGCGAGCUGCUGGAGCGCUGUUUCUUUCUGUGGAGUUAGUUUAUUUAAAGCCAGGUGAGUUUAAGGUAAAUCGGAGAAGUUGUUAGAUAGGAUCAGACCACUGAUCAGGAAGAAAAUACAAAAGAAGCCUGUGCACACCAGAUAUGAUGUAUCCAUCCAAGUUGCAUGGAGGGUAACCACACCUCCGUUUGUCCCUCCCUCCUCUCCUUUGCUGGUACAGCUCCACCCAUCUUUACACAGGAGGUGGAGCACUGUGUGAAAAAAGGAGUGAAAUGUUUACAGUAACAAUUACAUGAAGUUUGUUUACUAUUGGAGGUUCUUAUAACGUGGUGAUGCUAGUCUUAUACACUGUAUGGAUGAAUGCGUUUCUCCACACGCGCUGUAAAUAGUAAAUCAGUGUACAUAUAGAGUGUAUUGUUUUCAUUCAGCAGACAGUGAUGCCAAAUAAAGAUACAGUCAGCAUCAUGUCAUAGCGGAGAGUGGGGCGUCCACAUGUGGGGGAAAACAAUCUUUUCUUUUGGCCUGCAGUGCUGCAGAGAUGUAGAUUUUAAAUUCCCACGCUAAUGCUGACAGGCUGUUAUGCCCUAAUGUAACACGAUACCGAUAACUGAUUAAGAAUGAAGUGUUUAUAAAAAGGAGUGUCAAGAUUUACCACGAUUAAAAUCCUAAUUAGUGCACUCAUCUUAAAUCACAAUAAACCGCAUGCUCUAUUGUCCCUGUCAGCAGCCUCAGUGAUGUAAAAAAUGUCCAUCACUGUUUCUUAAUGUCUCAUUUCAGUUUGAAAAUUCACAGACAGCUCAGUGGACAAGUCAAAAAUCAUCUAAACCUUCUGUUGUCAAACAUUUACCUGUUUACUGUUCCCUUAUUUCCUCUAUCAAGACCCGUAUCCAAACAGGAAGUUAAUAGAGCUCAUCAGUGUGGUUCCAGAAGUAAAAUCCCAUUGAUUUUCCCUAUUGUGGGUUUGAUUAUUGGCCAUGAUGCCGGAGAUAUACAAGUUCGACUUACCAUGAACUACCUGAGUCUAAAAUAAUGCUCCUGUAGAAGACAAAAGUUUGUAAGAUAUCAUCCUCCUUUUAAGAAAAACAAUUAAUUGGAGAUGUUUGCCACAGUCUUCACAAUCCUGAGGGUCCCAGAGUUGUCUCUGAUUGGUGGGGUCUCUGGGUCUCUCUGAAUGUGAUUUGCUGAUGAUAUCAAUGCUUGGGUUUUAUCAGCAGCAUUGGUGCUAGCGUUGUUGCUAACAGUAACUCAUUUAGGAGCUGAGGAGUGUGUCAGGCUACUAUUGGGUUCAAAUGUUAAAAUAAUUUAUUUGUGCCACUUUUUUUUCUGUCAAAUUUUCACAUUUUUUUCCACUUUUGACCAAUUUUGCAGUCUUUCACCAAAUUUUUAAACUCCUUUCCCCCACUUUAGCCACCCAUUUGUUUCUAUCAUGUUUUCCUCUUACUCAUUUCUGUCACUUUUUUCCCAUUUUUGCCAGUUUUUGGGCCACUUUAACCAAUUUUUGCAUUUUUUAAAUUAUUUUUCCCUUGAAGU